AUGUCCUUAUCACCUAAGAUUGAUGAAAUUGCCCACACGUUAAAUUCUAUUAGCGCUGAUAUUGCUCUCUUUACCGAAACCUGGUUGCAGGAAACCGUUCCUGAUGACGCAAUUAAUAUUGAAGGAUAUCAACUGUUUAGGAGAGACCGUGCAAAUAGAAUUCAUGGGGGUGUGUGUAUGUAUGUCAAAGAAUCAAUUCACUGUAAAAUCUUAUCUGACUUUUAUCAUACAGAUCAUGAAGUUUUGUGGGCAUAUCUUAGACCAAGGCGACUACCUCGUGGUUUCUCAAAUAUUAUAAUAGCGGUGGUGUACCAACCUCUAACUGCGAACGAUGUAGAAAUGAAAGAAUAUCUUAUACAAUCCCUUGAACGUUUAGAAGUUGAAUAUUCAAAUUGUGCUGUCUUCCUAGCUGGCGAUUUCAACAAAACCCUUCUUCCCUUGGUUAAAUCUGCUGUAAAAAACUUCCAACUCAAGCCCAUGGUUAAACAACCUACAAGAGGGGACAAUAUUUUGGACCAAAUUUUUACAAAUUGUAAAGAGUACUUAUCAGAUUCUGUCCGAAUUUUACCACCCUUUGGUUACUCCGAUCACCGAACAGUAUUUAUUGAGGCAAAAAUUCGACCUAAACCUUCAAAGCCACGAAAUAGAAUAGUUGUGUAUAGAGACAAACGGCCUACCAAGGUAGCAAGCGUUGGUAGAUUUCUACAACAGGUUCCUUGGCUUGAGUUACUCUCUAAUUAUCAAACAUGUGAAGAAAAGCUCAAGCUAUUGACUGAAAUCAUAAACUAUGGACUAAAUACUAUCAUGCCUGAGCAAUGUAUCAAAAUGCAUGAAAAUGAUCGACCCUGGCUGAACACUCAGUUAAAAAAAAUGAUAAAUAGCCGUCAAAAAGCUUUCUCUUCUGGAAAUAGAAUCCUAUAUAAAAUGCUGAGAAAUAAAGUUAAUCGGGAAUGUAAACAUUGUAGGAAAACCUAUUAUGAAAGCAAAAUUGGUCAAAUGAAGGACUCUACGCCCAGAGAUUGGUGGAGAGAGGUCAAAAAUCUUUGUGGUAUUAAUAAAAACACUCGUCGUGACCUAAGAUCCCUUUUACACCCUGAUCUUGUGUGUGAUGAUCUUACUCUUACGAAUAACAUAAACAAAGCGUUUAUCAGCGUAAUGAAUGAUUACUCGCCUUUGACAGAUUAUACAUGCGUGGAUCCGGUUGAUGAUGAACCUUUGUAUGUUACCGAAGAAUCUGUGGCAAGGAAACUAAGAGCGAUUAAGAUAUCUCGCGCCAGUGGACCUGAUAACCUUCCAAAUUGGGUGCUCAAAACGUUCUCGGACAUUAUCGCAAGUCCUAUUACUGACAUAUUGAACACCUCAUUUACCGAAUGUAGAGUGCCUAAUGCUUGGAAACUCGCAGAUGUUUGUCCUCUGCCAAAGUCGUCCCUCAUUUGUGAUUUUAACAACGACAUCAGACCAAUUUCUCUUACGUCGACUCUGUCGAAAGUUGCGGAAAGCUUCGUGAUUGAUAUGGCUUUAAAACCGGUUAUGUUGUCCAUUGUUGAUCCACGACAGUUUGGAUUUAUCCCAGGUUCAUCGACAACUAUGGCACUAAUCGAUAUGUUUCAUCAUUGGUUAUCUGCCACUGAUGGGACAUCGUCCACAAUAAGAACUGUUCUCUUAGACUUUCGGAAAGCCUUUGACUUAGUAGACCAUCAUAUAUUGAUCGCUAAACUAUUCAGCAUAGGAGUAAAGCCAAUCAUCGUUAAUUGGAUUAUUGAUUUCUUACGUCAUCGGCAGCAGAGGGUUAAAUAUGAUGGUACUUUUUCUAACUGGGUUGAUGUCCAUGCAGGAGUUCCCCAGGGUACUCGUCUUGGUCCAUGGCUCUUUCUUAUUCUAAUUAAUGAUCUACGAUUACCAGAUCAGAUCUCCCAAAUGUGGAAGUUCGCUGACGAUAUCACAUUAUCCGAAGUGAUAACACAAUCUAAUGAAAGUUCCAUUCAGGACGCUGUUGAUUAUGUUAACUUGUGGUCUAAAGAGAACCAUCUACAACUCAAACCAACCAAAUGUAAAGAAAUCCAAUCAUGUUUUAAGAGAAUCCCUCCAUCUUUGUUCCAAUUGAGAUAG
Molecule: messenger RNA, 2109 nt
Organism: Dendronephthya gigantea
Lineage: Eukaryota; Metazoa; Cnidaria; Anthozoa; Malacalcyonacea; Nephtheidae
Exons: 1
Coding region: 1-2109 (702 amino acids)
Molecular function (GO): catalytic activity
Source: RefSeq, a predicted model, not a curated record